AUGUCCCUUAGCAUUAGCCAGGCGUGUCGUGUCAUGGGGUUUACCGCACCGCCUGUAGACAAGCGGACGCUGAAGUGGCGCUACAUUGAGCUGGCAAAGAAGCAUCACCCCGAUCAAAGUGGCCCGGCGGCGUCGGCGGAUCGCAUGGCAAGUGUAACUGAGGCAUACAAGACCCUACAGCAGCUGUUGGCUAACGCACAACAAGGGCGAGGCACACUGCGUGCACGUCAACACAGUGGCGAUACGAGGAGCAACAGCAGCGGCCAGGACGGCAUGCAUGUGGAGGCGGCCUCGUUUGUCGCUCCUGGUGUGGCCCUAAGCACGUCUGGAUGGACGCUUCCAUGGCAACGCAGCCGCACAACGUCGUCGUGCCGCGAACAGGAACGGCAGCUACGCGAGGAUGCAUCCUCAAUUUUUGAUUUUUUACGGCGUAUUCGGGCAAUGGAACGGGAAGAGGCUGCUCUUGCGGAACGUAUGAAGUCGGAGCUGAAGGCCUCUGAAGGAUCCCAUGGAUUUACGGUGGAGCACUUUGGGGAAGUUUGGCGGAUGCAGCAACGGAGUGCGCCGUGGACUCGACGACGACACUCCCGUCUACACCUCAUCUGGAAGUAUCAGUGGGAGCGUCUUGCAGGAGCCCCAAAGCGCUGCUGGGAUGCCAUUCUAUAUGUCAUAUUUGGGCACUAA
This is a messenger RNA of Trypanosoma rangeli, 684 nucleotides long. Its product is annotated as chaperone protein DNAJ. The record is from RefSeq and is a predicted model, not a curated record. The transcript has a single exon. The coding region runs from base 1 to 684 and encodes 227 amino acids. Lineage: Eukaryota; Euglenozoa; Kinetoplastea; Trypanosomatida; Trypanosomatidae.